This is a messenger RNA of Pseudomassariella vexata, 1806 nucleotides long. RefSeq names its product major facilitator superfamily domain-containing protein. Gene Ontology annotation, cellular component: plasma membrane. Gene Ontology annotation, biological process: dipeptide transport; tripeptide transport; transmembrane transport. The record is from RefSeq and is a predicted model, not a curated record. Gene Ontology annotation, molecular function: allantoate transmembrane transporter activity; dipeptide transmembrane transporter activity. Bases 119 to 1669 code for a protein of 516 amino acids. The transcript has 6 exons. NCBI's taxonomy places the organism in Eukaryota, Fungi, Ascomycota, Sordariomycetes, Amphisphaeriales, Pseudomassariaceae.
CCCAUCAACUCUUCUGCGUACUGCAAACUGAACUACAAGAGGAGUUCAUGAGAGCAGGCGUCCGAAACCCCAUCCGUAACAACGCCGAUCACCCUACCUGAGGUCGACAGCAGCCAAGAUGGACGAGAAACAAUUGCAGGUUCCCACUGCACCGAAUCCAAUCAAAACAACGACCAAAAUUCGAGAAACAUUCUCAAGAGACUUGGAUGAUGCGUAUGAACUUUACAGACGACAGGAUUCUACGGAUAUCGACCCCGACGAAGCCCGUCGGGUGUUGAAGAAGAUCGAUUGGCAUGUCUUGCCGAUCUUGAUGAUGACGUACAUGCUCCAGUUCCUCGACAAGUCAAGUAUCAACUUUGCCAGUGUCUAUGGUCUCAAACAAGGCACAAACCUACAUGGGCAAGACUACUCAUGGCUAUCUUCGAUCUUCUACUUCGGAUAUCUGUUCGCCCAAUACCCAGCCGGCUACCUCCUGCAACGCCUCCCCAUCGGCAAGUUCAUCGGCAGCACAGCCAUCGGCUGGGGAAUCCUCGUCAUCACCACGCCCGCAUGCAGUUCAUUUGCCGGUAUAGCCACGAACCGCUUCCUUCUAGGCGUGACGGAAGCUGUUGUGAACCCAGGAUUCGUCCUCAUCAUGGCAAUGUGGUACAAGCAACAAGAACAGCCCCUCCGCCUCGUAACCUACUACAGCAUGAAUGGCGUAGCCGGCAUCUUUGGCGGGCUGCUCGGCUACGCCAUUGGCCAUAUCACCUCGGGCCUCCCGCAGUGGAUGUACGUGUUCCUGAUCUUCGGAUCCAUCAGCUUAACCUGGGGCAUUGGCUUCGUCUUCCUGAUGCCCGAUAUACCGUCCUCCGCACGGUUCCUCACCGAAGCGGAGAAAGUGGUCGCUGUGGAGCGGGUGGCGGCCAACCGCCAGGGCGUCAAGAAUCACCAUUUUAAAAGGUACCAGAUGUGGCAGGCCGUAAGGGAUCCCAAGACCUGGAUUCUUUUGGUCAUGUCGAUUGCGGCGCAGAUUCCGAAUGCAGCGCAGACGAGUUUCACUUCCAUCGUGUUGGAAACCUUUGGCUUUGAUGUGCUCGAGACGCAGUACAUGCAGAUCCCCGGCUCUGUCAUCCAAAUUGUGUCCCUGCUGGCAUCCGGGUACAUCAGCUCUCGCUUCCCUAACAUGCGAUGCGUAACGAUGCUCGUGGGCAACACGAUCUGCGUCAUCUGCGGUGCCGCUCUAGUUGGGCUCUCGCCAGGCCCAGAUGGCACCGACAACAAAUGGGGCAGGCUCGUUGCGCUCUGGUUGUGCUCUUUUCAGUCUGUUGGAUUCAGUAUGAGUUUGACCAUGGUGAGCAGCAAUGUGGCUGGGUAUACCAAGAAGCAGAUUACUGGGGCUUUCCUGUUUGUGGGAUACUGCAUUGGUAAUAUCAUUGGGCCGCAGACUUUCAUUAAUAAUGAAGCACCAUUCUACCAUUCGGCAUAUAUCGCCAUUCUGAUUGGGUACUCCGUCAAGACGGUCAUGGUCGUUGUGUUGUAUCUGUUUAUGUGGAGCGUGAACAAGAAGAGAGACCGGGAAGCAGCCACCUCAGGGCAUUUGACUGCGGAGGAGGAAAAAGCGGCCAUUGAAGCCGGGAUGCAAGAUGUCACAGAAAUUGACAACAAGGGCUUCCGCUAUGUGCUCUAGCAUAGUAGAGAGUUUGCAGCGUUUGAUUGAGGUAGGCGCAGUGUGACUUCCUGAAUGUUCUCAUGGGAGAAGUUCGAGUCCGAUUGCAUUAAAGUAGAUGUAGCUUGAGUCCGUCAAUGCACCCACCUCUCCCUUCA